Daldinia loculata is the source of this 1519-nucleotide messenger RNA. Its product is annotated as protein serine/threonine phosphatase 2C. The record is from RefSeq and is a predicted model, not a curated record. Bases 104 to 1318 code for a protein of 404 amino acids. The transcript has a single exon. NCBI's taxonomy places the organism in Eukaryota, Fungi, Ascomycota, Sordariomycetes, Xylariales, Hypoxylaceae.
UUGAAUCGCAGACAUAAAAUCUAAAUGAAGGAUGUGAGGCAGUUUACAUAGUAUAGCAGGUUGUGGCCACUCAUGGAAAGCCGCCUUUUCAGCUUAUAUCACGAUGCUCUCGAAGAUACAUAAUGGUGUAUUAUCUAGACCUUUAAUUACAAAUAUUCAGCACCAACCGAGGCCGCCGGUCUCGUCCUCGACUCUCUUGCGACAGCUUGCCUAUCGCACUCGAACAUUCUCUGUACAACCGAUUCUUCGAUCCCAAGAAACGCAAUCGAAAGCAGACUCUACGCGCAAAUUCAUAUACCAUGCGGCCGCUUCGUUUUCUGCCAAAUAUAAGAGGUUCAACCCGACAAACGACGUCUUCCAUUUCAAUCCCUAUAAUCGCAUCCAGACGCAGAAGAAGCGUCCCAAAUCGAAGCGUCCCGCGAGUGGACAGGAUGCUUUCUUUAUAAGUCGUGUGGGCGACACAAACGCCGUUGCCUUCGGCAUUGCAGACGGCGUUGGAGGCUGGGAAGAUAGUGGCGUUGACCCAGCCGACUUCUCACACAGCUUCUGCGACUAUAUGGCCUCAGCAGCCUAUGAACAUAGGUUAGAUGCAACUGGUUCGUCCUUGACGGCCAGAUCUCUAAUGCAGAAAGGAUAUGAUGACGUAUGUCAGGAUGGAUCCAUACAUGCUGGGGGUAGUACAGCCUCGAUUGGUAUCGCGAGCGAAGAUGGCAAGCUAGAAGUUGCUAACCUAGGUGAUUCGGGAUUUGUGCAUUUGCGUCUGAAUGCUGUACAUAGCUAUUCGGAGCCGCAGACGCAUGCCUUUAACACACCGUAUCAGUUAUCCAUCGUGCCGGCAAGCAUGCUGGCACGCGCCGCCGCAUUCGGAGGGGCACAAUUGUGCGACUAUCCCAGAGAUGCGGACGUCACACAGCACACGCUGAAACAUGGGGAUAUACUUGUCUUCGCGAGCGACGGAGUCUGGGACAACCUAUUCAACCAAGAUGUACUUCGCAUAGCUAGCCGGUUGAUGAUCGGGCUAGGCGCCUGGCAAGCAAGUGAUGGUGGUAUACUCGUCCCUCACAACUUACUACCCUACACCCAGGCAGAAGACUCGACGCAGCGGCCGUUGACGCUUCAGAGCGCACUAGCAGUAGAAAUCGCGGGGGCCGCCAAACUGGCGAGCACGAACCAACGAGUUGACGGACCAUUUGCUAAAGAGGUUCAAAAAUACUAUCCCCAAGAGAAUUGGCACGGCGGCAAAGUCGACGACAUCUGCGUCGUCGUCGUAGUGGUCUCUGAGGAAGGGAAAUUAGAAGCAAUCAAGAGCAAGCUAUGAAACUACAAUGACUAGUAUUGUACCCAAGUUGAAAGAAUAUAGAAUUAUGCAUCGCCAGGCGUUCAAAAGAAGGGAGGAAUCAAUAUUUUACGAGCAUUCCACAAGCAUUCUGCAUAUAAAAGCAGGCGGACGGGCAGAGAAGGCAGGUCGUAUGUACUUGUAUGAUAUUCGCUGCUAAAUAUAUACCUAUUUAUAACUCUA